Brenthis ino (lesser marbled fritillary) is the source of this 633-nucleotide messenger RNA. NCBI's taxonomy places the organism in Eukaryota, Metazoa, Arthropoda, Insecta, Lepidoptera, Nymphalidae. The record is from the annotation of a GenBank genome assembly.
AUGUUUGAUUCGAUGCGGUUGAAACAAAGCGUAGUAUCUACGUUUACUUCUAAAACAGAAGGGAAAGUAACUGCACUACACAACAGCAUCGGGUUAAAAUAUAUUGAUUUACAGUCAAUUGACUCUAAACAAGAACAGAAACAACUUUGGCUCCAACAAACGUCACAAGAAACAACUUUGGCUCCACCACAAAAUCAUAGAAGAUACUGGCUAGUGACAUCUGAUCUUAAUUUAAAACCUCUAAAAGAUGUUGAAACAAGCGAAGACGAUAAAGAUGAGAAGAUUAAAAGUAAAAUUUCAACACUUAUCGAUCAAACACUUCACGAUACUGGAACUAAAAUAACUGACAUGAAAGAUCUAAAAAAUAAACAUAGAGAUGCUGGACCGUAUAAAGCUGGGUUUAUUUUAAGCAUGGUUAAGAAAUGUAAGGAUGUUAUGAAUGAACUUUUCAAUGUGGCUAUAAAACAUAAGGACGAUUGGAAAGCUUUAGAGCAGUUGAAAGUAUUUGAACUAAUAGUCCAUACUAAUGUGGACACAACAAAUCUCGUAAGACAACUAGUGGAAAUUCAUAUUCAAAAUUUGAAUGCGACAAACAAUCUAAAUAGUAGGAAAAGGCUUGUAUUAUUAAAAAAA